AUGUCGACAGAAAAGCAGUCACAUCAAGCUCGAAAAGGCAUAUCUCACGCUUUCGUGACGGGAUGCGCUGUUACGGUGAAGCCGAGAAUCGGUCGGGGCAACGCGGGUCGCAGUCCAAUCACCAUCGUAUUAAACGAGAAUCAACGAUACGUAAUAUUCCCUUCCUAUCCGUUCGUUUCCGAUCGCGAAUGCUCACGAGUGGACGUGGAACUGCAGGUGAGGCACAUGUACAAGAAAUCGUUGUCGUCCGCCUUGCUAUACUCCAUCCACCACGCGGACGCGAUCCGGGCUCCGGCUUUCACCUUCUGCGUCAAACCAUCCGUGAUAUCUCGGCGGGGACCGGAUGGAUCGUCCAAGGAUGAUUCUACGAACUGGGAAAAAUUUCCGAACAUCUCGGUUUCGCUGGCCGACUUGGUCUUGCGCGCUCCCGGCGGGGGAGCGGAGUGGUCGCUUCGGAAUGCGUCGACGGAGAACGGGGAGACCAUCGUACCCCUUUCGAAAGGGCCAGGAUACUGGAGCGAGCGAACAUUUCUCGAUCCGGCUCUCCGGGAACGCUACAAGUGCUUCACGCUGUUCCUUAAAGAAGAAAUGCCAGCCGGGCCGAGCAAUUGUCAAACAAACCUCUUCAUCUUCGAUGUGAAAGGGAUCGUCGAUUUCCAGGAGAUGGAAGUGUACGUCCACGACGAGAGGGAGAAAUUCACGAAUUUCCCCUUCUUCGGGUCCGAGCGGCUGCUUUUAAAGGAUGCGAUGAACCGUCUCCUCAUCUACCCAGAGAUCCUCGAGAGACGAAGCAAUAAGAAUCGCUGCAUCCCGGACGAGGGCCACAGCCAAGCAAGGUCGAGCAUGCAUCUGCCAUGUCUGGACCCUUCCAUCGUGAGCACAAAAGUGAAGUCGAAGAAGGAAUGUCGAGAUCGGAAGCUCGAAGAGGAAUUCUUGGAAUACCGCAUCUUCAUGGCCCCGACCCCCGCCUGUAAACGAGAGUUUGAGAACACGAAAGACCGGAAUAUUUACCUAGCCAUCAACUUCCCAUCCAAACGAGUGCCUCACUUCAAGGAAAAGGAGAAGUUUAGCCUGCAGUACAUCCUGUCGACCAUCGGAGGAAUCUGGAUGGUCGGCUUUGGCUUUUGCUUCGUCACCCUCUUCGACACCAUGAAUCACGUUUUCUCACGCAUCCGCUGCACGAUAUGCCCAAGGAAAAAUGAGGCCAUCCGCGACGAUAAGCACUGA
This is a messenger RNA of Darwinula stevensoni, 1227 nucleotides long. The record is from the annotation of a GenBank genome assembly. Lineage: Eukaryota; Metazoa; Arthropoda; Ostracoda; Podocopida; Darwinulidae.